Molecule: messenger RNA, 3364 nt
Organism: Acyrthosiphon pisum (pea aphid)
Lineage: Eukaryota; Metazoa; Arthropoda; Insecta; Hemiptera; Aphididae
Exons: 16
Coding region: 597-2939 (780 amino acids)
Biological process (GO): proteolysis
Molecular function (GO): protein binding; serine-type endopeptidase activity
Source: RefSeq, a predicted model, not a curated record
ACCACGAAGUACUAUACAUUAAAAAUUCCUUUUCUUUGGGGAAUUUUAACUUUAAACGUAGUAUACACCAAGUUCUGUUCUUACAUACAAAAAAUAAAUUUUUUCACAUCUUCAUGGACAUACCAUAUCAUUUAUCACGCUUCUACGUAAUUGUACGCAGUACUGCUCACGGAUGAACUGGUAUAUAAUAAAUUAUUCCUAUACUUUUAAAUUUAAAUUUAAAUAGUUGUUGUGUAUAAUGUGUUUAGUAAACCUAAGAAUCUAUCUAUAUAUCAUCAAUUUUAAAACGAGUUAGAAAAUAUUUUUUUAUCAUUUCUACCACCUAUCUACGUAGCUUGUCCUUCGGUCAACAAUGUGAUCGCAAAUAGCUGGUAGGAGGGGCAUAAUAAUAUUAACAUCGAUGGUAUACCAGUAUCACGAUAUAGUAUGGUAUGGAUUAUAGACGACCCGAUUAAUAUUGUCUCCUGUAUAGUAUUAUAAAGUUGUGUUAGUACAAAUAUUGUCAGUGUUUAACAUAGUUAUAUUAUAAUAUUAUCACAGUAUAUUUGGCUAUACCUACACGUUAGAAAAAGUGCGAUUCAGCUCACAAAUUGGAAAUGAAAGUGACGUAUUCCUGGAUAAUAUAUUCAUGUUUAGUUUUCGGAUCCGGCAUUUUGUGUGAUAGAAAACUCAAAAGACGACAAGCUGUAUCUUGCUCAGUGAACACGGAUGAUAAGUUUUAUUGUACAAAUGGACUGUGUAUCGAAUGGUCGUGGGUUUGUGAUGGGCGUAAGGAUUGUUCAGAUGGUUUAGACGAGACCAACGAGUUGUGUGCUCUAUACGAAUAUGGAACAAAUAUGACCACAGGUUGUGGUAGACCAGUUGACAAAAACUCUGUAUUGAUCGACGAUGAUAAAAAAGGACUUAUUAAAGAAGUACCUUGGAGUGUUGGAAUAUAUUAUUAUACAAGAAUAUCAACAUAUCCUUUAGCUGGUUACCAAUUUUGCGAAGGAUCAAUUAUUGCUCCAAAUGUAGUAAUUUCUGUGGCUCAAUGUUUUUCUAAUGAAACAGGAUUUUUAUCUCAUAAAAUAUCAGUAAAAAAAGGUCGAUUCAGAAUUGCCAUCGGAAAAUAUGAUAGAAGUACUACAAUUGUUAAUAAUAAUCAAUUAUUGACUGAAAAAAUAAUCGACAAUGAUAAUCAAUUAAUGACUCAAAUAAUAAAAGUGGAUACAAUUUACGUGAACGAAGUUUAUAAUGGAGAAGACGGGUUUUAUGGUGAGAAUAUAGCUGUUAUUGUGUUAGAAAACAAAAUUUCGUUUAGCAAUGAUGUUGCACCUGUUUGUAUCGAUUGGAUUGGUAAAUAUAAGGUACACAAUGGAGAUAUAGGAAAGAUUUCCGUUUGGAGAAAAGAAGAAAAUGAGACACAAAAUCCUGUUUUAUUAGAAAGAUUUCUUCCAUUCAUCGAACCUAGUAAAUGUCGAAAAAAAAUUUCAACCAAAAAUCAACAACUUGUGUAUUUUGAUAAGUUUUGUACAACUUAUACAUUGGAACAAGGAGCAGGUUAUGAUAAUACAGGAGCAGGCAUAAGUUUUUUACACUCAAAUUCUUAUUUUUUAACCGGGGUAUUGACUUUCAUGGAUGAUCCCAAAGACGGUAUAUUUUCAGGUUUUACAGACCUUAAAUAUUAUGUUCAAUGGAUUCGUGGAAUCUUAAACAAACAUUUCAUUGAGAAUUCAUGCGUUUUGCCAAUUGUCGAAGGAGUUCUAUAUUCUUAUGAAGGUUCUAAUGAAAUUUUAUCUCAUGGGACAUUAAUUAAUCAUCACCGUACUAUUAUUGAGAAGUGUGAACUUGGAUAUCAUAUGGCUUAUCCUAUAGGUAUUAGAUUUUGUCAGGGAAAAGGAAAAUGGCUGUCGAAUACUGAGAAAUUAUGUUUCAAAAUGUGUCCACCUCUAAUAUCAGAUAGUUUAGAUAUUAAAUGUAGUCAUAAUGGUAAGUAUGCUAAUUGCUCAAAUUUAUCGAUACCCGAUACAAUAGCAACAGCAUCAUGCAAGCCAACAUUUACUGCACCGAAUGAACAAGAGAUUACACUUGAAUUGCUUUGUCAGUCUAAUGGACUGUGGAAUAAACAACUGUAUAGAUGCCAUCCAUAUUGCGGUAGAGUGUAUGUCAAAAACCACGCAUUGAUCGACAAUGGUGAUAAAGCACUUGUUGGAACGGCACCAUGGAAUGUUGGAAUAUAUCAAUUAAAUAAAACAGAUUAUAAUUAUGACAUGAUAUGUGGAGGAUCAAUUAUUUCUCAAAAUUUAAUCAUUUCUGCGGCUCAUUGUUUUUGGAAAAAAGGUAUGUUAUCUAAGAAUAUAUCAAUAACGGAUGGUCUAUACAAAAUUGGUGUAGGAAAAUAUAAUAGAAAUUUUACAAUAAUUGACAAUGAAUUUGCUCAAAUAAUAAAUGUGGAAAUGAUUCACCUGAAAGAAGGUUAUUAUGGAUCUACUGGGUUUCAUGCUGAAGAUAUAGCUAUUAUAGUGUUACAAAACGAAGUUUCUUUUAGUAAUGGUGUUUCACCAGUUUGUAUCGAUUGGAAUAGUAAAUACAAUGAAGUCAAUGGAGAUCAAGGAAAGAUUGUUGGUUGGGGAAAAACGGAAAAAGGCAUUUCAAGUCCUAUUUUAUUAGAAGCAUCUUUACCAUACAUCGACCAUAGUACUUGUCGAAAUAUGUUUACAAAUGGAUUUGAACUAUUUGUGACAGUUGAUAAGUUUUGUGCUGGUUCUACAUUGGUUUCAGGACAAGGAUUAGAUCAGGGAGAUAGUGGUAGUGGCUUAUGCUUUUUCCACUCUGGUUCCUAUUAUUUAACUGGAUUAGUGAGUAUCAAGGAUCCAAGCACAAAUAAUUCAAUCGCAGUUUUUACAGAAGUUAAGUACCACAUUCGAUGGAUUCGUGAACUGUUUAACAACUUUAAAUAAGUCCAAUGAUAUUGUGGUACCCAAUAUUAAUAAAAUAAUUUAUUCCAAUUGUAAUUUUAAAUCAAGAUUUGUAUAAAUAGGUUUUCACUUUUGUGUACACAUUUUUAAGAGUUUAUAUUAUAUACAUAUUCAUUUAAACUAAACAUAAUAUAUAAAAUGAAUGUCGUAAUACAUAGGUAGUAUCUAAGCUAAUUUUUUAUAGUUCAUACAAAUAUACAAUCGUUGAUUUAAUUCAAACAUAAUAUAUAGGUACGUAUUUAAGAAUUAUAUAUAUGUAUAAUUGACACAAUAUAUAUUGAAUACGAAAAGGUUUUUGCGUAUACCAAUAUUUUGCAUUGAACAUCCAUUGUUACCACAUAAUUAUUACUAGGUAUUGUCCAUUGUACAUUUGUACCUUUUUGAAAUAACUACAAGUUUUGAUAUAA